Pochonia chlamydosporia 170 is the source of this 1692-nucleotide messenger RNA. RefSeq names its product transmembrane alpha-helix domain-containing protein. The coding region runs from base 1 to 1692 and encodes 563 amino acids. Lineage: Eukaryota; Fungi; Ascomycota; Sordariomycetes; Hypocreales; Clavicipitaceae. The transcript is spliced from 5 exons. The record is from RefSeq and is a predicted model, not a curated record.
AUGCUGCCCAUGGCACAAGAGCUCCGAAGCAUAGUUUCUACACAAUAUGGCGCAAAUAAACAGCAUCGCCCAAGGCUUUGGACGGAACGUGGCUUGUCGCUUCACGAGUGCCGAAAUGACAACCUGGCCGGCAACAACAAAGCCGACAUUGAAGCUUCGGCCGGGGUGCAAAUAUCUUGCACCAAAUGCUACCUCAAAGGCAAGGCUAGAGCCAAACUGACCGUCAAUGGGUCCUUCAACGCAACAAAAGUUAUAGACGACGUCCAAACGGAAGCCAAAGAAGCCUUAGAUUCCAUCAAAGACUAUUUCAGUAACAUCACUCAGGUGGCCCUGGGCAAUAUCAAGAAUCAAACUUUGAACGAAAUACCCGAUGAAAUCAGGGAAGUGCCUCCUCCGCAAAUUGACUUCAACGUGGACCUCGACUUUCCCGGGUACGAUUUACAAGUUGAGUUUGAAGAUACAGAGCUUUACGUAGAGCUCAGCACAGUCAUAUCGGCAGGACUGACGUACACGAUUCCGCUCUACUCCUCCAAGAGUUUCGGGCUCAGCCUUGGGCCGGAUUUGCUCUUUGGAGCCGUCUUCUCGUUUGACUUGAUCCUCAGCGUAGAAAAUGAGAUUGAGAUCCGCAAUGGGUUCCAUAUCAGGCUGGAAAAAAAGAUGAUUAUGAAGAUAGUUCUUUUUGGCAAGGAAGCAUCCGAUUUGCAGCUACACGGCGGCAAGUUUGAGUUUUUGCCCGUUACAAUUGAAAGCGGAAGCACCGUCUUUAAAGCCCUCUUGCGUCUUCAGUUGCGCGCGGGCAUCUCACUACCAGAGUUCAAAAGCAAUAUCCAGAAACUUGAAUUCGGAGCCGGCGUUGAAGCCCGCAUCUACGCAAACAUUGCAGAGUUUGUAACCAACGUCACCGCUAACUUUGGACUCACUGAUAAACGAGACAAUUGUGCUCUCCGCGUCGUUCAGGACUACAAGUUUGCAAUUGGCGCUGCAGCCGGCGCAACAGUUAACCUCUUGGGCAACACGUACGGACCUACUCCCGCCACAGAAGUUCCCAUAUACUAUACAACUCUUGCUGCCGCCUGUAUAACCAAAAGAAAGGCAACAACAACGGUAACAACCCCGGCUGUGUCGGGACUUGCGUUUAGGCGUGACGAUGGCAUGUCGACAACCACAACCACUACAAAGAUCACUUACAGUAUAGUGGCUUGCAAGUCCCAGGGACUGGUGAAUUGCCCGGCCUCGCUACAAACAGUCUCGCGCAAUGUGGUUACCAAAACCCUCACCAGCACGGUUGCCUCCGGGUCCAGAGCCGUCUGGUCGACGCCGUCAGUCACCGCGUUUGCGGCGGUUGACUUUGGGAACGACAGUUUGCCACUGACAGGUUUGUCUGGUAAGCCAAAAUCGUAUAUACCACCACCGCCGUCAACCACGACAUCAGGAACUGGUAACGUUGGACCCGCGUCAACUAGUGGCGCUGCGGAAGGGGAUGGCCAAGGUGUGAAUAGCAAAAUGAUCAUUGGGGUGAGCGUGGGUGUUGGCGUCCCAGUUUUGGCUGCCGUGAUUGGAGGUUUCUUCAUUAUCCAUCGCAAACGACGUCUACCUACUUCCGCAUCCGAUUCCGAUUCUGGGACACCAGUGUCAGAGUCGAAACAGGGCGUAAAAGUAGGCUACGCAGCAGUCUCACAGGUUCAGGAUUAA